This is a messenger RNA of Annulohypoxylon maeteangense, 1020 nucleotides long. RefSeq names its product alcohol dehydrogenase GroES-like domain-containing protein. The transcript is spliced from 3 exons. Bases 1 to 1020 code for a protein of 339 amino acids. Lineage: Eukaryota; Fungi; Ascomycota; Sordariomycetes; Xylariales; Hypoxylaceae. Gene Ontology annotation, molecular function: zinc ion binding; oxidoreductase activity. The record is from RefSeq and is a predicted model, not a curated record.
AUGGCACUGCCAAAAUCAUACAGACAAGCCUCUUUUAAAGCCAUCGGAGAGAAUUUAGUCCUCGAAGAUGUGCCGCUGAACAUGCCUGGAGCUGGCGAGAUUUUGGUGAAGGUUGAGGCGUGCGGGGUUUGUCACACAGACGUGUGCGCCCAAUUCAACUACCUCGGCGGUGGGUUUCCCAUCGUUCCAGGUCAUGAAAUCGUCGGAAAAGUAGCUGCCAUCGGCGAAGAGGUGACGGGGUGGAAUGUUGGUGACCGUAUCGGCGCAGGUUACCACGGUGGUCAAGACGGCACAUGCGAUCAAUGUCUGCAGAACUGGCCGCAGAUGUGCGAUAACCCCAUCGCGAACGGCAUAAAUCGGAACGGCGGAUUCGCCGAAUACUGCACCAUCCGCGCCGAAGCCGCCGUCCGCGUCCCCGCAGACAUCGACGCAGUUAAAGUCGCACCUCUCCUAUGCGCGGGCUCAACCGUCUUCAACGCGCUACGCCAUGCGGACCUUAAGCCCGGCGAUGCUGUCGCGAUACAAGGGCUCGGCGGUCUCGGACAUCUCGCCAUUCAAUACGCGAACCGGAUGGGGUACCGCGUGAUCGCCAUCUCGCGCGGCAUUGAAAAAGAAGCUGCCGCCCGUGAGCUUGGCGCGCACGAGUACAUCGACUCGGAAGCGGGCGACGCGGGAGCGGCUCUCAAGGCCCUAGGAGGGGCGCAGGUUGCGUUCACAACUGCCCUAUCUGUCGAGGCGUUCGCGCCAGUGAUCCGUGGGUUGAAGAUCUUGGGAAAACUGGUUGUGCUGAGCUUGCCUGGGGAGAUGACGCUAAGUCAUACGGAUAUGGUGCAGCGUGGCGUCUCGGUUCAGGCUUGGCCGGUCGGCACGAAUAGGGAUUCUGAGGACGCGGUCAGGUUUGCGGCGAGCCAUGGCGUGGAGUGUAUGGUUGAGACGUGGGGGUUGGGACAGGUGCAGGAGGCUUAUGAUGCGAUGAUGAGUGGCAAACCGAGGUUUAGGGCUGUUAUUAAGAUGGAAUGA